ACUGCGCGUACGGUACUUCCUGGUUACAGAUUGUGGAAACAACUUUUUUGUGCCUAUUUCGGGAAAUAUCUUUCUAAAUAUUUGCUGACUCCCUUUUAACUUUAUUCAGACGGCAUAGAUAUCACCGGACGUUUUUUCAUAUUUGUUUUAAAACAGUUAUGGACCGAUGGUGACAUAGAAAUGAAUGACUGAUUGGAAAAGUGUGGACGUGAGCAUCAUAGCGAAUAGUUAAAGGACAUCUGUGUCAACCCACUUAUCUUAAUUAAACCUUAAGGCAGUGUAGAAUCACCACACGUACCCGUCUGGACAUUAGAGAUCUCAGCUGUCUGAGAGCCAAAAAUGACUGCUUCAAAUUCGGGUCUGAUCAUGAACGUUGUAAACAGCAUUGUGGGUGUGAGUGUCUUGACGAUGCCCUUCUGCUUCAAACAGUGCGGAAUUGUGUUGGGCACAUUGUUGUUGUUCUUCUGUUCGUGGAUGACCCACCAGUCCUGCAUGUUUCUAGUCCACUCAGCUAGUAACACCAAACGCAGGACUUAUGCUGGACUAGCUUUUCAUGCUUAUGGAAAACCAGGCAAAGCACUUGUGGAAUUGAGCAUGAUUGGACUCAUGCUGGGGACAUGCAUUGCUUUCUAUGUCGUCAUCGCAGAUCUGGGGUCCAACUUCUUUGCUCAGCUACUUGGGCUGCAGGUGACACGUAGCUUCCGUAUCGUGUUACUGAUCUCAGUCUCGCUGUUAGUCGUACUACCUCUCAGCUUGCAGAGAAACAUGAUGUCAUCCAUCCAGUCAUUCUCAGCCAUGGCACUGAUCUUCUACACACUCUUCAUGUUCACGAUAGUGUUGUCGUCUCUGCGUUACGGAAUAAUCAGUGGCUCCUGGGUGGAGCAAGUCCAUCUGUGGCGCUUCAAGGGUGUCAUACAGUGUCUGCCAAUAAUCGCCACCACCUUCUGCUGCCACCCGCAAGUAUUACCCACUUACGACAGCCUGGAUGAGCCCUCGGUGAAGAGAAUGAGCACAAUAUUCACCUCUUCCCUCAACGUGGUCACCACCUUCUACAUCACAGUGGGGUUCUUCGGUUAUGUGAGCUUCACAGACAACAUUGCUGGGAACGUCCUGAUGAACUUUCCAUCGAACCUGGUAACGGAGAUGAUCCGUGUGGGCUUUAUGAUGUCUGUGGCUGUGGGCUUCCCCAUGAUGAUCCUGCCCUGCAGACAGGCCAUCAACACAAUGCUUUUCGAGCAGCAGCAAAAGGAUGGCACCUUCGCCGCAGGUGGGUAUAUGCCACCCCUUCGUUUCAAGAGCAUCACUCUUUGCAUUGUUUUUGGCACCAUGUUGGGCGGCAUCCUCAUUCCUAAUGUGGAGACCAUCCUGGGUCUGACUGGAGCCACUAUGGGCAGUCUGAUCUGCUUCAUCUGCCCAGCUCUCAUCUACAAGAAGAUCAUGAAGAACGUCUGGACUGCACAGCUGGUUCUGUGGGUCGGUCUCGGUAUCCUGCUCAUCAGCACCUUCACCACGCUAUCCAUUUCCUCCAACGAGCCGCAGAAAGUAAACCCCCCUCUGGAUGUCCCCGCAAGAACUGAGGACAAGCUUCCUAUCCUCAAACCCCAUGAGUUGCCCAAAGUACCAGAGAACGGAGUGGAUCCUCAUCCAGGAGAGAAGCCAGAUAGGCCCCCAAUAGAGAUUGAACAGCCAGCAGACGAGAAAGCAGCAGAGCCCCCUCAAAUUAAAGUACCUGUGGAAGUGGCUGAGAGAAAGAAUGAGGAGGAAGAGGUUCAGCUAGAUCGCCCUGAAGCGGGUGUAGCGGUCCCAGAAGGGGAAGCCCACCGCCAUGAGCCGCCCAUCCCUCAUGAUGGAGUUCAGAUAGAUGAGAUCAAAAACCAGGAGGAGCUAGAGGAUGAAAAGAAACAACCUGUAGCUGUGGAGGAAGAAAAGAAACUACCUGCCAGAGAGGAGGAGGAGAUUAUUGCUGUGCAGGGGGCAGGGCAAGCACAAGACUUAGGCCAGGAAUCUAUAAAAGAGGAGGAGUCUAAAGAAAAAAUAGAUGUGGUGAAAAGGUUUGCAAAUCAAGGCCAGCCUGCAUCUAAUAAAUUAUUGGACAAGGCAGAAAAUCCAGAAGAUCUGAAGAAGGUUGAGUCCUUAGUGGUACAUAAAGAACCAGAAAAACUUCCUGAAGUCAAUGGAAAGCAUGAUGAGAAUGAAUUGGCCAGAGACAAGAGACCAGAGGAGAUUGAGAAAGCCCAGGAUGAGAAACCAAAGGAGAAGCUUCUUGUGCAAGAGCACGAGGAAGAGAAAGUUCUUGAUGGAAAGGAUGGAGGAGCUAACAAGGAUGGAGAUGGGGACAAGAUGGAAAUGAUUAAAAAGAUUGUUGCAGAGGGUCAGUUGGACCAUGCUAUGCUGCUGCAGGUCAUUAAGGUGCAGCAACAACAGCAGAAAAGGCUUCUGGACCAACAGGAAAAACUUCUGGCGGUGAUUGAGGAGCAACAUAAAGAGAUCCACCAAAUUAAGGAGGGAGAAGAAGAACCAAAGGUAGUAGAACAGCAGAAAAAGCAUGUGGACCUGGAGGAAAAACAUGAGGAGGUCCAUCAAGUAAAGGAAGGAGAAGCUGAACCAAAGGCAGCAGCGGGAGAGGUUGCAGGUGAGGUGGAUGUUGUGCAGAAGCAGCCGGAAGGGAUGGCGGGAUCAAUGAAGCCUAAAGUUGCCCCCCAGGGUGAGCCAGUUCCUGAGGACCCAGCAGCAAAAGAGGCUCAUGUUGUAGCCGGUCUUCCCCACAAUGCCCUUGAAUCAGUGCAAGAAGGAGGUAUUGAAGUUCUCAAGAAGGACCUGGAGCUGAAAAACCAAGCAGGGCAAGGCGAAGCAGUACCUGCAGAGGUCGAUGCCCAAGGUGUUCCGCUGCAGCAACGAGAACCAGAACCACCCAAAAUCAUUCCUGACGCUUUUGCUGAGGAGCAGAGGUUGAAUCAGAAACUGGCCCAACUGGAGGCGGAAAAGGAGAGAAUAGAGAAAGACAAGCUGGAUAAGGAAAGGAUUGAGAUGGAGGUGCAGGCCCGUGUUGAGAAGGAGAGGAAAGAGCGGGAAAGACGAGAGGAACUUGCACGCGAGCAGGAGCUAGAACGCGUGCGGCAGCAAAAGGAACAGCUAGAGAAGGAAAGGCUUGAAGCAGAGAGGUUAAAACAGGAACAAGAGAAGAUUGAUAAAGAGAUCAUGGGCCGUGCCGAGGAGGAGAAAAGAUUGCUCGUGCACAAGGAACGGCUAGACCAGAUGCAACAGGCCAUUGAUGCGCGACGUGAGCGGCAGGGCAAGGGAAUUCUUGAGGAUGAGAGUUUAAAACGGGAGCGAGAGAAGACGGAUAAGGAGAUCGUGGAACGUGCCGAGAAGGAGAAAAGAAUGCUUGAGCAGAAGGAACGACUAGACCAGCUACAGCAGGUCAUUGACGCCAAGAAAGAGCAAGGGGCACCCGAAGCAGAACUCCCGCCGAUGCCUAAGCAAAAAGGAGGACGGGACUUGAAGGAGAAUAUAGAGGAAAAGAGGAGUGGAGAGAAUGACCUUAGGAGGAGGCGCAGAGCUGUGGACCCUGAGGGUGGAGGAGGUGCUGACCUGGAUCUUCUGCGGGACGUAGGAGCUUUAGACUUAAAGGGACAGCUGCUGGCUGGGUCUCUGGUUCACACACGCCAGCUUAAACAGACGUUUCAAAGGCAGGAGAAUGAAGACUAGAGUAGAAAGUUCUGGACCUCUCAAAUGGACGUGCAGACAAAGUGAUCUGGCUGCGAGAAGAAUCUCUUUCCUCAUCAUUUUAAAAGUAGACACAAUAUUCCUUUUGGGUUCAUGAUGGCAGUGGGCACUUUAGUUGUCCGCCGGGAACACUGAAUCCAUAGUCUCUUAUGAGCUUCCAUUAUUGUUUUGUGUGAGAUGUUGCUGAAUCUGGUGCAAUAAACAAGAAUGUCUGGUGUAAUAAACUGAGCGGGCAUCACAUUAAAAAUGGGCCUUGAUGGGCACACAGGGCAUUUAAGAAUAUUGUGUUUUGGACCGUCGCAUAGGACGUAAAACGGCACCCUCUUGUGUCUGCUACGGUGAAUUAUGUAGUUAUUGCAUACUUCCUUCUGUGAAUGAAAAUAGAAGCCAGGAACUUCCGUCGGCUUUACAAUUAAUAUGAGGUGAGUUUAAAAAAAUCUUUUAUCUUUGUAGGACCUGAUUUUUAUUUUCUCUUGAAACUAGUGGACCAUUUACUGUGCCUUUUGUGUUUUCAAUCUGCUAUUCUGUAUUUUGAACAUGGAGUGUUAAUGUUACCCUGGCCAAUAUGUUCAGUGGUGAGUCUGAUUGGUAAAAAUAAGUUUUGACGUCUUUGUUUUUCCAGUGGUCCUUGUUAACUUCUUCUUUAAGAAAAAUAAUAUUUUCCUUCAUUUUCAUCCAAAGUCCUUAAUGAAAAAUAGUUUGAUCACAUUUUUAACGUUCUUUCUCCUUUUAAUGCAAUGAAAUGUACGCCUUUUAAAGGAGUGUCUUUCUAUGUGGGUCUGCUGCAGUAUCAGAUUUUUCUUCCAAAGAGUUAACUUAUGAUAAUUAAUAGUAUAUUUAAAAGUUAACUAUUGUUACAUCUAGUAAAACCAGCUAUAAGUGAAUGAAGUGUGAGAAUCGCCGACUGAUUUAUUGCUAGCUGACUAAAAUUGUGCGUAUUGUUUUUCUCGUUUGAUUAGUUUCAGUGUGUUUAUUACUUUAUGAAAGUACUCAACUCUCAUCUUUUGAGGUUUGUCUGAAAUUGGACCAUAAAAUUCUUGAGUUUGUGUUAAAUGUAUUAUUUGUUUUCACUGUGCAAUGGAUUUGCAUUGUUUUGUUGUUCUACAUUCCAUAUAUUUGCCUAUAGAUGUGAUUCUUAUCAGUGCCUCAUAGGUUUAUGUUCUGCAGUGAUGUGUAUGUGAGGUCUGUUACACCCGCACUGUGUGUGGAUUGCGUCUUUUUUCCCCCCAACUGCAUUUUUUUUAUAUACCUUGCAUGGUAAUAAUUGAUUAUUCUUUUGAUAAAUUUCCUGAUCUCGCUUCUGGGGAUCUUACAUUUUAUAUUUCAAAAGAGCAAAUAUAUAUUUAGAGAGAGAUAUGGUUUGAAAUCCUAAAAGAUGAGUAACACGGCUUACUUUUCCAUGUACAGGUGUUCAAAAGGUAAAUGUUAGCAGAUUUCAGGAGUCGAUAACUUUUAGGCCUAAACCAUUUUAGUUAUUGGGUUAAAUUAAUAAAAUGAUUUAUGUGAAACAGAA
This is a messenger RNA of Pimephales promelas (fathead minnow), 5239 nucleotides long. It is a transcript of the gene slc38a10, whose product is annotated as solute carrier family 38 member 10. Lineage: Eukaryota; Metazoa; Chordata; Actinopteri; Cypriniformes; Leuciscidae. Gene Ontology annotation, cellular component: membrane. The record is from RefSeq and is a predicted model, not a curated record. Gene Ontology annotation, biological process: amino acid transmembrane transport. Gene Ontology annotation, molecular function: L-amino acid transmembrane transporter activity.